AGAGAUGUCUGAUCUGCUCUGUUGGAAGAUUUGUCACCGUUGCAUUUCGCAGAGAGUCCGUUUUUACAGACAGGUGGGACUUUUUUUAGGAGGAAGUACAGAUUGGCUGAUCAGAUAUCGUUUCCCUAAACCAAUCUUGUGAGGAUAUAAGACCUACUUUGAAAGGCAAACCCAAGCCAUUCGGUUGCACGUCGAAGUGCUAUCCACCCUCGGGUUUUUGGUAACCGGCACGUUUCAGCCGGAUGCUCGCGGAUCCGCCAGCGGCAUCUCACAUCCCUCGAUUAGACAAUGUUGAGGAUUUAAUCAUCAUCAAACGUGUAAUAUACCAUUUCUAUCAUCGCACAACUGAUUUAAUGGGUUAUUUUCCAUCAAUGGGUUCCCAAAUACGAAUGGAGCAAUAGACGGCACCAAAAUCACCAUAAGAGCACCAUCCCAAAACGAGUUCAACAAGGCUAUGUAAUCAGAGAAGACUUAUAUUCUUAAUGUGAAGGUGAUAGACUAUGUGAACAGAGAAGACAUCUACUUUUAAUGCAAAGGUGAUGAAAGGUAAGUGUAACGGAUGUGAAACUGAUAGCGAGUGAGCGGUGAUGCGCGCAAAAUAGCGUUUCAAUCGGUGACGUCACUCGCUCUGAGACCUUGCUCUGCAAGGGCCGCUGCUUUUGUGGAGCGAUGGGUAACGAUGCUUCGUGGGUGACUGUUGUUGAUGUGUGCAGAGGGUCUCUGGUUCGCGCCCGGGUAUGGGCGAGGGGACCGUCUAAAAUUAUACUGUUACGUAAUGUUAUGUGCAAAAGACGCUACUGAAUGUGGUGGCCAGGUAGAAAGACUUGUUCAUUCUGCAGAACAGCAAAGUUUGCCUUUCCACCUCCAGGAGGGAGCUGUUGAGGAUGGAUGGCUUAUUGGUGAGUAUUGACUACUAAUAUGAAGUAUAUUUGUCAUUGAUAAAUCAACUUGAAUUGUGCUAUUUGUCCUUUUUUUUGCUAUGUUUUUAUUGUUACUCAUCAAACCUCGACUGAGUGAGCCAAUCAAACCUUUUGUUUGUAAUCAAUAUCUGACACUCCCACCUCUAUUCAAUAUCUGACACUUGCGCAUCUAUUCAAUAUCUGACACUUGCGCCUCUAUUCAAUAUCUGACACUUGCGCCUCUAUUCAAGCUACAACCGAGAUAGUAGAGCUGCGCAUCGAUUUGACUGGUGUCGUAACGUAGCCGUGCUCCUUCCUCUGACUGCCAUCGUCCUCACAGAGCCCAGCCUAACUCCUCCGUGCCGGCAACACUACAGCCGCUCCUCGGUGUGAAGCCGCUUUUUGAGUGUCAAACCAGCUGACGGAUCCAACUAGCAGCACCCUGAUCCCUCUGUCCCCUUUUGUUCAAUAUCAUAAUAUCAUCGGUUGUACAUAAUAUCAUCAUAUAGUGUAACGAGCCUGGGUUUAUAAGCGUGGAUAGCGACCUUGCUUGAGUGUGCUUUUGGGGCACAGUCGAUAGCGCGCUGGACUUCGGGCUAGAAGGUUGAGGGUUCGAGUCCUGCUCCCUGCCUGUUUCAUUACGUUACAUUUUACUAUCGUUAUAUUUCUGUGGUACAGAAAUGAUCUGACAGUUCCAAACUCAAUCAGAAGCUUUUCUAAAUUUUAUUCAAGUAGUUUGAUACUUUUUAUUCAAGUAGUAUAUUUGCCAUUUGCAAGCACCUAUUAAAAGUAAUAUAUUGGAAUUAUUAUUUGGAGCUCUCUCACAUAUACUAGGUCUACGUAGCACACAGAGGUAGACAGUAUAACAGUCACACGGAACAAAUAAAACAUUUAUAACAUCCUCUAUGACGUCCUUUAUUUUCGUUGUGUUCAGCUCCAGGUUGUUUCCGCUGCACAUCGCUGUUAGACACUGCGCUUCUUGUCCGUCUAUAGGCUGUCUCGUCGUUGUUAUUGACGACACUUAUGACGUUUUUCGUCUCACAAUGGAUUCUGAGAACCCCGUUUUAUUAUAGUGCUGUGAUAAUACAAACAUACAGCCUCCUUAAUAUCUCAACAUAUUAUUUGAAUGACUGAAGACGGAGAGUUCUGCAGGAAAGAUGUAUUUUAUUAUUGUCAGUGACAUGGCACACAACCAUUGGUUGAUGCAAUGUGGCGUGUCAAUUGUAGGCGGCCUCAUACGAAUUCAGUGGGCUGGGCUGCAGAGGAGCUCAGCAUUUCUUCCGAAUCUCUCCCCCCACUCAGGUAUGCCGGUGUGUCAGGGGUGAAGUUCUCAAUGGGAGCCGAGACGAUCGCACGGUGUCAGUAGAGAGACGCCGAUAAAGUGUGUGUCAGUCAUGCUGGUGGCUGGCAGCGACGGCAGAGCAGAGCGUGACAUGCCAGUGUUUUUUCCUGAGGGGAUGUUUUUUCUUGGUCUCGGAUCCACGGAGUGAUGGCAGAAUGUUCCAUUUAUUCUAUGGAUCUUUCCUUCCGGUCUUAUUUCUGCCACCACGGCAUGAUCCAGAGCAGGGCGGUGUCACUGGGUGAUUCAACAUCACUGUUAUAGUGAUCGGAAGAGACACGGAGGAUUUUGCAACAAGUGCAAGUAGGAAAACAGUCAUCACACCUUUCCCCUUCAUAAUCAACGCAGUUCUCUCUGGCAGUGUUCAAGCCUCAGCAGCAGUCAAUCGGAGUGUUUCUGGCUGGUUUUGUUCUUCUUCUGAUGAUGAUGAUGAUGGUUGGCAGCUCCCUUAUGGUUUCUUCGGACAGCUCAGUGUCAGUGAGUAGAGACGCAGUGCUGGUUUUAUAGUGACUUGUAUUUCCAUUCACUUAGAAAAGGGAGACAUACAUUUCGCCUGUAGAUUAGUAGUAUGCUUCGUCCGGUAAGGUUAAUUUACUCUACCUUUUUCUAUCAAAUACAGCUUGGUUUUCAAGUGAAUGACUUGAUUUGCCAUUUCGGAUCCUAAUUAAUUCGGAUAGCCUUCCUAAUAAGUGUUAUUGUAGAUAUUGAGAGAUGAUGAUUGUAGCCUACUAGACCACUGUCGAGUGGGGAGUCUUGUCAGACCGAAACAAUGAGAAUGUAGAGCACAGUCAGUCAUGCUGGUGGCUGGCGGCGACGACAGAGCAGAGCGUGACAUGCCAGUGUUUUUUCCUGAUCUUGGAUCCACGGAGUGAUGGCAGAAUGUUCCAUUUAUUCUAUGGAUCUUUCCUUCCGGUCUUAUUUCUGCCACCACGGCAUGAUCCAGAGCAGGGCGGUGUCACUGGCUGAUUCAACAUCACUGUUAUAGUGAUCGGAAGAGACACGGAGGAUUUUGCAACAAGUGCAAGUAGGAAAACAGUCAUCACACCUUUCCCCUUCAUAAUCAACGCAGUUCUCUCUGGCAGUGUUCAAGCCUCAGCAGCAGUCAAUCGGAGUGUUUCUGGCUGAUUUGUUGUUCUGAUGAUGAUCAUGGUUGGCAGCUCCCUUAUGGUUUCUUCGGACAGCUCAGUGUCAGUGAGUAGAGACGCAGUGCUGGUUUUAUAGUGACUUGUAUUUCCAUUCACUUAGAAAAGUGAGACACAUUUCUCCAGUAGAUUUAGUAGUAUGCUUCGACCGGGUAGGUCAACAUACUGUCUACUAUUUUCUAUCCAGUACAGCUUGGUUUUACAGUGACUGACUUGACUUGGUCGGACAAUUCAGCCGUGGUUGGAUGUUCUCAUGUGAAAGACUCUCGUUCGCGGAGCUUCAACCGAGAUAGUAGAGCUGCGCAUCGAUUUGACUGGUGUCGUAACGUAGCCGUGCUCCUUCCUCUGACUGCCAUCGUCCUCACAGAGCCCAGCCUAACUCCUCCGUGCCGGCAACACUACAGCCGCUCCUCGGUGUGAAGCCGCUUUUUGAGCGUCAAACCAGCUGACGAAUCCAACUAGCAGCACCCUGAUCCCUCUGUCCCCUUUUGUUCAAUAUCAUAAUAUUAUCGGUUGUACAUAAUAUCAUCAUAUAGUGUAACGAGCCUGGGUUUAUAAGCGUGGAUAGCGACCUUGCUUGAGUGUGCUUUUGGGGCACAGUCGAUAGCGCGCUGGACUUCGGGCUCGAAGGUUGAGGGUUCGAGUCCUGCUCCCUGCCUGUUUCAUUACGUUACAUUUUACUAUCGUUAUAUUUCUGUGGUACAGAAAUGAUCUGACAGUUCCAAACUCAAUCAGAAGCUUUUCUAAAUUUUAUUCAAGUAGUUUGAUACUUUUUAUUCAAGUAGUAUAUUUGCCAUUUGCAAGCACCUAUUAAAAGUAAUAUAUUGGAAUUAUUAUUUGGAGCUCUCUCACAUAUACUAGGUCUACGUAGCACACAGAGGUAGACAGUAUAACAGUCACACGGAACAAAUAAAACAUUUAUAACAUCCUCUAUGACGUCCUUUAUUUUCGUUGUGUUCAGCUCCAGGUUGUUUCCGCUGCACAUCGCUGUUAGACACUGCGCUUCUUGUCCGUCUAUAGGCUGUCUCGUCGUUGUUAUUGACGACACUUAUGACGUUUUUCGUCUCACAAUGGAUUCUGAGAACCCCGUUUUAUUAUAGUGCUGUGAUAAUACAAACAUACAGCCUCCUUAAUAUCUCAACAUAUUAUUUGAAUGACUGAAGACGGAGAGUUCUGCAGGAAAGAUGUAUUUUAUUAUUGUCAGUGACAUGGCACACAACCAUUGGUUGAUGCAAUGUGGCGUGUCAAUUGUAGGCGGCCUCAUACGAAUUCAGUGGGCUGGGCUGCAGAGGAGCUCAGCAUUUCUUCCGAAUCUCUCCCCCCACUCAGGUAUGCCGGUGUGUCAGGGGUGAAGUUCUCAAUGGGAGCCGAGACUAUCGCACGGUGUCAGUAGAGAGACGCCGAUAAAGUGUGUGUCAGUCAUGCUGGUGGCUGGCAGCGACGGCAGAGCAGAGCGUAACAUGCCAGUGUUUUUUCCUGAGGGGAUGUUUUUUCUUGGUCUCGGAUCCACGGAGUGAUGGCAGAAUGUUCCAUUUAUUCUAUGGAUCUUUCCUUCCGGUCUUAUUUCUGCCACCACGGCAUGAUCCAGAGCAGGGCGGUGUCACUGGCUGAUUCAACAUCACUGUUAUAGUGAUCGGAAGAGACACGGAGGAUUUUGCAACAAGUGCAAGUAGGAAAACAGUCAUCACACCUUUCCCCUUCAUAAUCAACGCAGUUCUCUCUGGCAGUGUUCAAGCCUCAGCAGCAGUCAAUCGGAGUGUUUCUGGCUGGUUUUGUUCUUCUGAUGAUGAUGAUGGUUGGCAGCUCCCUUCUGGUUUCGUUUUACAGUUCAGAGUGUCAGUGAGUAGUGCUGGUUAUAUAGUGACUUGUAUUUCCAUUCACUUACAUCCACGGUUUUAUCCAACCGACGCGUUAUAUCCAAACGAGGCCGUUAUAUCCAAACGAGGCCGUUUUUCCAACCGAGGUUGUUUCUCAGUUUAUUUUAUUUUUAUUUUUUCCCGAACAUGACUCUAGUAUGCAGUGUGAUAUAAUAUUGACAUGUGAAAUUAAAGACAUGACUAUAUUCUGGUUGGUAUGUUUCCGUUUUAUUCAACAAAGCACCACGUUGUACACAUAAGCAUACAUAGAUACGGUUUCGGACUGGGAUGGUAAUGAGUGAACCGAUUUCAAGCUUUGACAAGUUUAGAAAAUCAGUCACGGGAGAUGUUCAUUCUUGCACGGACAAACUGAGAGCGUUUUGGUUCUGGGACUAUGAACGGGGCGGAGCUACCUUAGCUAUCCAAUCAUAGCUGACUGGUACAUCACACCACGCCUCUAUUUUCCGAACAUGACGAGUAUGCAGCUACGGCUGAGCUAUCCAACAGUGGCCGAUACAGCUAUCCACUCCCGGCUGACUCGUCCAACCAUGGCUGUAUUCUGGUGUCCAACCGUGGCUGUAUUAUCCAUUCCUAACCUACAAUCAAUCUCGAGAGCUGGAGAGGUGCCAAAUUCAUGUAGGGAAAGCCCCUGGCACUUCUCAGUUUCGGGCUGGGAUCGAAAUGAGUCAGACGACAUCAAGCUUUGACAACUUUGAAAUAGUAGCCAGGGGAAUAGUUCACUCUGGCACUGAGUACCUGUAGUGGAGGCUCAGGACGGCUCUGCUUCGCGUAGAGGAAACCCCUGGAAAUUGAGGACACAUUCAACUUGUUCCUUUUUUUUUUUUUUACAUUAUGUUUUCAUACUGUCAUACUCUGCCUCCCUAAAUGUCUAUUCCCUCAAACGAGGUGAUAUAAUAUUGAAAUGUGAAAUUAAAGACAUGACUAUAUUACAUUUACAUUACAUUUACAUUUAAGUCAUUUAGCAGACGCUCUUAUCCAGAGCGACUUCUGGUUGGUUUGUUUCGUUUUAUUCAACAAAGCACCACGUUGUACACAUAAGCAUACAUAUAUAUAUAUAUAAAACAAUUUUUUUGAAAAAUAUUUUUUAUUUUAAUUUCACAUUCAAAUACAAUUACAAAUUCAGUGCAUAACAUGGAUACUUACAAACAGUAUCAAAAAGUACCGUAACAAUAUAAGAAUAUCAAAACUCCCAACAAAAAGUGCUGUUCUGCAGAUACGGUUUCGGGCUGGGAUGGAAAUGAGUGAAAGACUUCAAGCUUUGACAAGUUUAGAAAAAACAGUCAUGGGAGAUGUUCACUCUUGCACGGUCGCUGACAGACAGAGUGUUUUGGGUCUGGGACUAUGAACGGGGCGGAGCUACCGUAGCUAUCCAAUCAUAGCUGACUGGUACAUUCCACCACGCCUCUAUUAUCCGAACAUGACUCUAGUAUGCAGCUACGGCUGAGCUAUCCAACAGUGGCCGAUACAGCUAUCCACUCCCGGCUGACUCGUCCAAACAUGGCUGUAUUCUGGUGUCCAACCGUGGCUCUAUUAUCUAUUCCUAACCAACAACCCAUCCUAUCAUGUUACCACAACAACAGAGAAAUGACCGUCUAGUGUCCUGCCAAACCUGGUUGUUGUCACAUUGCACUCUCCUGGUAGCACUGCAAAACAUCACUCAAUCAAAUCCUGAAAUUAAAUAUAAAUCCACUUUUACCAGAAAAUCACAUUAUAUGGGCUGAAUACUUACAUGAAGUGUAUGGAGACUUUACAUGACGCAAAUAUGAAUAUAUAAAAUAACUUAAACCCGCCCACUGUGUUGAAACAGGAAGUACAUUUAUAAGGAAGUAGAUGAAUAAAUGGACACCAUCAGCCGAAGAAAAAAUGUUUCUGAGAGACCAUGGUGGAGAGAGUUGUAUCAAGCCUGGACCUGAGGACACCAGAGACCAUGGUGGAGAGAGUUGUAUCAAGCCUGAACCUAAGAACACCAGAGACCAUGGUGGAGAGAGUUGUAUCAAGCCUGGACCUGAGGACACCAGAGAUCAUGGUGGAGAGAGUUGGAUCAAGCCUGGACCUGAGGACACCAGAGACCAUGGUGGAGAGAGUUGUAUCAAGCCUGGACCUGAGAACACCAGAGACCAUGGUGGAGAGAGUUGUAUCAAGCCUGGACCUGAGAAAUUGAUUCCUCAGAGCUGUAAGACUUGUGACCAUGUUGAGGACUCCACACACUGGCUUCAGAUUGAACCCUUGACUUCCACUGUCCAGGGAGUGACAAUGUUCAGGCACAGGACACCCAGAGGGAGUUAUGAGUGCACAGUGUCUGGGCUCCGCUGGCUGUGUGAGAGAGAUGUCAUUCUGAAGUAUCACUUCAGGAACUGGGAACCCUACAGUCAACUUCUGAAAGACAUGCGGUACACACAAGGUGGUCCAUUGCUGGACAUCACUAUGGAGUUAGGUGAACUGGAGGAAGUUCAUCUGCCACACUUUGUCUGUUUAGGGACCAACCCUUCCCUGAGGAAUGAGAUGAAGAUUCUUCAUGUAGAGGAACAUGGAGUGUCUUUAGAGGAAGUGCAUGAGGUCACCAGAUUCCAUGUUAAGAUUCUACAUCCCAAGUUCUCACCUAUUGCUCUGAUACUGAGAUUACUGUCUUGGAACGCAGAUGUCCACUGUGAGCUGAUGCUCUAUCUGACAGUGAAAAGGGAAACAUUAAUUUCUCGCCUGUACCUGUUCCCCUGGAACCCCGGCCAAAUACAGGCUGUGGAACAACAGGAAAAGACCUACGGGUCUUCAAGGUCUCUCAUCUCCAGACCAGAGCGGUCCUUCAAACUAUAUAGUUUCUUCAGACUGAACAUUCCCUGUUCUACCUCCAUCAAUCCACAGAAGAUUCAUCUCAUACAAAGAGACACCACACCAAGCUUUUUCAAGGCGAUUGUGAAAAUAACAGGGCAUGAUAUUGAGAUGGAGUUAUUCAGUGAUGAUGAGAGGACAGCGUGGAAAGAGAAAGUAUCACGAGGUGCUGUGUUGGGGGCAGGAGGUUCGGCUGAGAACAGUCUGACUGGUUCUGCAGAGCACCAGGUGCGUUCUGUACGGACAGAGUUUGUGAAACGAGUAUCAGGACCUGUCCUGAAUGAACUGCUGGACGGACUCCUGCAACACACAGUCAUCAACCAGGAGGACAUGGAGUCAGUGGAGGUGAUCGCUGAGAGGGCAGAGAAGGCACGUGACGUCAUCGACGUGGUGUUGAGAAAAGGAACUGAGUCGUGUUCCAGGAUGAUCAACCUUCUUGGGGAGAUGGACCCCUGUCUUUGGUCACAGCUUCAGAUCAGUGUUGGAGUACCAACCUAAUGGUAGAAUGGAUAGUAACAGUGUUGGGGUACCAACCUAAUGGUAGAAUGGAUUGUUUUUUUGUUUUUACCUUAAUUUUACUAGGCAAGUCAGUUAAGAACAAAUUCUUAUUUUGAAUGACGGACAAGGAACAGUGGGUUAACUGCCUGUUCAGGGGAGAACGACAGAUUUUGUACCUACUUGCAAUCUUUCGGUUUCUAAUCCAACGCUCUAACCACUAGGCUACACUGCCGCCCCAACAGUGUUGUAACAGUGUUGUAACAGUGUUGGGGUACCAACCUAAUGGUAGAAUGGGGACAGUAACACUCCAAUAGAACACCAUGGGGUGUAUUCACUAGGAAACAGACCUGAUCCUAAAUCAACACUCCAAUUCAACACCCUGGGGUGUAUUCACUAGGAAACAGACCUGAUCCUAAAUCAACACUCCAAUUCAACACCCUGGGGUGUAUUCACUAGGAAACAGACCUGAUCCUAAAUCAACACUCCAAUAGAACACCAUGGGGUGUAUUCACUAGGAAACAGACCUGAUCCUAAAUCAACACUCCAAUAGAACACCAUGGGGUGUAUUCACUAGGAAACAGACCUGAUCCUAAAUCAACACUCCAAUUCAACACCCUGGGGUGUAUUCACUAGGAAACAGACCUGAUCCUAAAUCAACACUCCAAUUCAACACCCUGGGGUGUAUUCACUAGGAAACAGACCUGAUCCUAAAUCAACACUCCAAUAGAACACCAUGGGGUGUAUUCACUAGGAAACAGACCUGAUCCUAAAUCAACACUCCAAUAGAACACCCUGGGGUGUAUUCACUAGGAAACAGACCUGAUCCUAAAUCAACACUCCAAUAGAACACCAUGGGGUGUAUUCACUAGGAAACAGACCUGAUCUGAGAUCAGGACUCCUACUCAACCAACCUAAAUUUGUCCAAAAGAAACUUGUUUUGUUGUUGUUGUUGCAAAACGUUAUGCUACGGUGGGCUUGUUGUUGCAAAACGUUAUGCUACGGUGGGCUUGUUGUUGCAAAACGUUACGCUACAGUGGGCUUGUUGUUGCAAAACGUUACGCUACGGUGGGCUUGUUGUUGCAAAACGUUACGCUACGGUGGGCUUGUUGUUGCAAAACGUUACGCUACGGUGGGCUUGUUGUUGCAAAACGUUACGCUACGGUGGGCUUGUUGUUGCAAAACGUUACGCUACGGUGGGCUUGUUGUUGCAAAACGUUACGCUACGGUGGGCUUGUUGUUGCAAAACGUUACGCUACGGUGGGCUUGUUGUUGCAAAACGUUACGCUACGGUGGGCUUGUUGUUGCAAAACGUUACGCUACGGUGGGCUUGUUGUUGCAAAACGUUACGCUACGGUGGGCUUGUUGUUGCAAAACGUUAUGCUACGGUGGGCUUGUUGUUGCAAAACGUUAUGCUAUGGUGGGCAACUAAUAAAUACACCCAUGAUCUGACUGGGCUGUAAUUCGAAGGUCAAUAAAUGUUUGUUUCUGGGUA
Messenger RNA from Oncorhynchus masou masou (cherry salmon), 10073 nucleotides. RefSeq names its product NACHT, LRR and PYD domains-containing protein 1 homolog. The coding region runs from base 7088 to 8581 and encodes 497 amino acids. Gene Ontology annotation, cellular component: canonical inflammasome complex. Gene Ontology annotation, biological process: regulation of apoptotic process. The transcript has 9 exons. The record is from RefSeq and is a predicted model, not a curated record. NCBI's taxonomy places the organism in Eukaryota, Metazoa, Chordata, Actinopteri, Salmoniformes, Salmonidae.